GAGGAGAGGGCGUGGCGCGAGGCUGAUGCGGCGCGGGGCUCUUCCUCGCGCUCUCCAGCCCGCUCUGCUGCUGCUACCGCCGCCUCCGCGGUCGUUUCUGGCCGCCUGGCCGCGGGGCUCGCCUGCAAGGUUCCUGCUGCUGUCUCUGGAGCAUGGCAGGCUGCUGAGGUUGAGUGGCAGUGUCAAGUAGGAGCUGCGUGUCUUGCCCAGUGGCAGGGAGCGUGUCCAUGGCUGCAGCCAACAGAGGCAGUAAGCCCAGAGUCCGAAGUAUCCGCUUUGCAGCAGGCCAUGAUGCAGAAGGCUCCCAGAGCCACGUCCACUUUGAUGAAAAGCUGCAUGACUCGGUGGUCAUGGUUACUCAGGAGAGUGACAACAGCUUCCUAGUCAAGGUUGGCUUCCUGAAGAUCCUGCACAGGUAUGAGAUUACCUUCACUCUGCCUCCCGUGCGCAGACUGAGCAAGGACAUCCGUGAGACCCCUGUCCACAGCUUGCACCUCAAGCUGCUCAGCGUCACACCCACCUCAGAAGGUUACAGCAUCAAGUGUGAGUACUCGGCACACAAAGAAGGUGUUCUCAAAGAGGAGAUGCUCCUGGCCUGCGAGGGUGACAUAGGCACCUGUGUGCGUGUGACGGUGCAGGCGCGGGUCAUGGACCGGCACCACGGUACACCCAUGCUGCUGGAUGGUGUCAAGUGUGUGGGCGCCGAGCUGGAGUAUGACUCGGAACAGAGCGAUUGGCACGGCUUCGACUGAGGCCUGGGACCGUGCCUGCCUGCCUGCCUGCCUGCCUGAGCCCCUGAGCCUUAAACUUCACCUGCUCCCCGACAUGCUGCGUGACGGUGUGGCUUCCUCACCUCUCCCCUGGUGGGCAUGGCAGGGCUAGACUUUGCUCAUGCCCCCCCCCCUUCUGCCUUCAUUCCUUCCACCACCCUGCCUCUCCAGUCUCCUCCCCCACUUCCUCCUCUCCCAUGUGCCUGAGUCUCCUGACCGAAGAAAAGGGUUGAGCCCCAAGGAGGCUAUCUGAGAGGAGGGACCUGGGGUGGGGUUUACCUCUUCCACCCCAAGCCAUAGGGGGCUCUAGCUAGGGAUUGGGAGGGGACAGGUGGCUGUCUGUGUGACAUUGAUGCCCCAUUGCUGCUGCUACUGUCGUCUCCCCUUCUCCACCUCUGCUGCCCUCAUCUCCCUUCCCCACUGCUGGUUGUGUGGUGAGGAGGUUCAGUUCCUAGCCCCUACCCCCUCAGGUCUGUGGUACUUGGUUUUUAAAUGACUGGUUGGGAUAGAGACCUCAAUAAAUAAAAACUCCGGUAGAUUUCAGA
Molecule: messenger RNA, 1315 nt
Organism: Mus caroli (Ryukyu mouse)
Lineage: Eukaryota; Metazoa; Chordata; Mammalia; Rodentia; Muridae
Gene: Adissp
Product: adipose secreted signaling protein
Source: RefSeq, a predicted model, not a curated record